CUCUAGACAUUGCGCAAGUUGGAUUCACGUAUGUUGCAAAUGCGGCAAAACACCUUAUAAAAAAGGCGAUGCAUCAGCGUGCGCUGCAACUCUUCGAUAACGUAACCAGUCCGCGGUUUUCAGGGCUAGAGCUAACCCGAGGCUCACGACAACUCAGCGUCAUUCCCAGACAAUGAAGUCUCUUCUAUCAUCAGAGCUAGCGGGCCUUGCCUUGAAUUCACAAGGUACAAGCCAUGAUCAGGAGCGGACCGAGAGCACCGCAAUAAGUGCCAAAAUAAAGCCCAAGAAUUCCAGCCCUAAGACAUCAUGGAUCGUCGGUUUCACAUCAAAAGAGGCUCUGGUCUUUGCCUCGAGCACGAUAGAAGCCUGGAAUCAACAUUCAAAGCAUACGAGUCUGCAUCUCCUGCUAACCCGAAGGUGGCCACAUACCUGCGUCUGUGCAAUUCUCCACUUUGUGCAGGCCAGCAUACAGACAAAACAGGGCAAUGUGUCGCUUGCACUUGGAAGUGGCGAGGUUUAUGUGUUGUAGGAAAAUGCUCGCUGGAAAGGUUUAUAGAGCGUUUGUAUCCUACCGUAUAU
Molecule: messenger RNA, 579 nt
Organism: Pseudovirgaria hyperparasitica
Lineage: Eukaryota; Fungi; Ascomycota; Dothideomycetes; Acrospermales; Acrospermaceae
Exons: 1
Coding region: 173-529 (118 amino acids)
Source: RefSeq, a predicted model, not a curated record